AUGAAGAUGAAGAUGAGCGAUGAGACGAUGGAUGCCCUCUUCCCCAUCGGAUACCCCACGCCACCAGACGUUAUGUUCAAGAUCAUCCGGAAACUCGAGAGAAAGACCGUCAUGGCCGAGAUGCAGCCGCUGCUCCUACGCCUUCGCGAGAAGUGGACUGACGAACUGAGCGCGGAUAUCGCAGCAACCCUCACGCCCCACAAGCUUCAGGUGAUGGAGCCGGAGGCCAAGGCACUGUUCUCGGCAUGGAUCCAUCAACAGAAGGAUCAAAAGUACGUUCAGUGGCUCAAGGACGCAGAGGCAGACAAGACAGCCAUCGAACGGCAGGAGAUGUUGACAAUUCCCGGCUACAACUACUGGGCGUCUACUGUAGUCAUGCGCUCUGCUAUCAAAGAGAUGGGGCAGGCCUUGGAGAAGCUCACGCUCGAACCUGAGCAGAAAGCUCUUUUCGACGACUUGUUGUCGAUGCUCGCAAUGUUCUUGCUGCGUGUGGAUUGGCACACCAGGCGUGGGAUUGAACUUCCACAACUGGAUCCCGAACUUGUGGAGCUUCUCACUAUCCACAACGAGAAGGGAAACCACUUGCAUCAGGACAAGGGCUCUUUCGAGAAUUGA
This is a messenger RNA of Trichoderma breve, 615 nucleotides long. RefSeq lists its product as uncharacterized. The record is from RefSeq and is a predicted model, not a curated record. The transcript has a single exon. Lineage: Eukaryota; Fungi; Ascomycota; Sordariomycetes; Hypocreales; Hypocreaceae. The coding region runs from base 1 to 615 and encodes 204 amino acids.